CACACUUCGAAGAAAUCUGUGCAACUCUGCCGACACUCCCACCGCAACGAACUGAGAUGACGAAACAUAAGAAGCAAAAAGCUUAUGUCAGACAAAUGGUUGAGGACAUAAUGUGGACUCACACGGUGGCGCGAAUUUGUAUCCUGUACAUGAUUAUUAGCAAAGUUUUGAAGAAAAGGAGUUAAUUGUAGGAUGGGCCGGAAUACGUUUGGAAGGUUAUGCUCAUUAUUUACAGAGUUGGGAAUGUUACGCGUCCGGAGGUUCGUAGGGAUAGAAGAGCAAGUCGCCAUUUUUCUAGGUGUCAUAGCACAUCACAAGAAAAAUCGUAUGGUUCGAUCAUUGGCGAUCAGGGAACACAGUUUCAUUCUACGUUCAUGAGGUCCUUGCAUCAGUAUUAAAGUUGCAUUCCUUGUUCUUGGUCAAACCCGAGCCUAUUUGCGAAGAUUGUGUAGAUUGGCAAUGAAAAUGUUUUCAGGGGUGUCUUGGUGCUCUUGAUGGCACCUACAUUGACGUUUUAGUACCAAACGCGGAAAAACCACGGUUUAGGAAUAGGAAGGGUCAGAUAACAACCAACACUUUGGCCGCUUGCGACAGGCACAUGCGUUUCACAUACAUAUUACCCGUUUGCGACAGGAAUCUCCUAAAAUCAUGCAGGAAUCUCCUUUAAACAAGGCUGCAAUGGCAGAUAUGCCCCUCACGAGUCUGAUUUGUCUAGUCAUUCACGGGCAUACAAUUGCUUGGGAUGGUGAUGAAAGAACUCAUAUUUAAGUUGUGCUUCAAUUCAAGCUUGGACCCAGCAACUUUGGCUUCUUUCAUUCCUUCACUUCAAAUGGGAACAAAAAUCCCUCAACAAGGCUUUUUCUUUUACAAAUCAAGCUGAACAACUGAGGUGGAUUCACUGAUGUUGUCCUUGAUAAUCAAAACUAAAGAAAUGAACAAGUGGAUCGGUUCCGUGAUCCCCAUACCCAUCCUCGAAGAAGUGGCGGAGGUGCUCACUAAAGAAGUGGGGGUACCAUUCACUUGGCCACAGUUGUACGAGAGAUUUCAGUUCCUUGAAGAGAGACACAUACUUUUCGACAAGGUAGUCAAAACCAACGGUGUGUAUUGGAAUGCUAACACCAACGUGGUCAUGGCACCGGAGCAAGUAUGGAAACCCAUUUUGAAGGAAAAUAUAUUGGCUGCAGCUUAUUACUAUUUUUGGGACCCCGAAUUUCCAAGAUUGAGGUUGCUGUUCGGACCACAAGAUAUUAAGCAGGAGAGUGCGCCACUGAUAUUCAAUAUUUCUGACACUACCAUGCCCGUAGAGGAUCUCAAUAGGAUGUAUAAGCCAUCAGAUGGAGUUGGAAUGGCGCCGACUGCGGAGCUUAGCGUGUCCGUCUCUUCUCCUCCCAUGCCCAAAGUGCCAAAGAUGAAACGCAAUUUGUUUGGAGACGGGUUCACGAAUGUGGGUAGUCAGUCCAACAACGAGGAUAUGGUAACGCGUAUGGGGAAAAAAUACCCCCCAAAGCCGAAUAAAUUGCCUCCAAGCAAUUUAGGUUCGCCACAUGGAAGUUCAUGUGGCUCAUCGAACACCCACAAGUAUUGAUGGCUAUAAUCGACCAUGUUCGUUCCAACUUGUUUUGUUGUAGUUUUCUAAUUCACGUUUUAUGUUGUGUUUGUCUUCGUUCUACUCUAUUAAGCUAGGUUGUGUA
Molecule: messenger RNA, 1691 nt
Organism: Salvia splendens (bonfire salvia)
Lineage: Eukaryota; Viridiplantae; Streptophyta; Magnoliopsida; Lamiales; Lamiaceae
Exons: 5
Coding region: 902-1585 (227 amino acids)
Source: RefSeq, a predicted model, not a curated record